UUCCGUUUUCUUAACCCUAUUGCGUUGCUUGCGUCGCCUCUGUAUCCGGAAGUGCUCUCCUAGCUCGAGAGGAAGAUCAAAGACUAGGUUGUAGGAAAAGCAAAUAGAAGCCAUGUUUCGGAGACCUGUAUUACAGGUGUUUCAUCAGUUUGUAAGACGUGAGUCUGAAAUAGCCAGCAGCUUGGUUCUUGAAAGAUCUCUGAACCGUGUGCAGCUCCUUGGGCGAGUGGGUCAGGACCCCGUCAUGAGACAGGUGGAAGGGAAGAACCCGGUCACAAUAUUUUCUCUAGCAACGAAUGAGAUGUGGCGGUCAGGGGAGAGUGAAGUAUACCAAAUGGAUUUAGGUGAUGUCAGUCAAAAGACGACAUGGCACAGAAUAUCAGUAUUCCGACCAGGCCUCAGAGAUGUGGCGUAUCAGUAUGUGAAAAAGGGGUCCCGUAUCUAUGUGGAAGGGAAAGUCGACUAUGGUGAAUACACAGAUAAAAACAAUGUGAGGCGACAGGCAACAACAAUCAUAGCUGAUAAUAUUAUAUUUCUGAGUGACCAGACCAAAGAAAAGGCAUAGAGUGGACGAUUCUUCUUUGGCCAUUGUUUGGUACGGUCUCAUUUCCAAAUCACGUAUAGUCUUUAUAGUUCCUAAGGACAAGAAUUAAAAUAUUCUUUUAUAUAAAAUGAGUAAUAAUACUUUUGACUGUUCCUCCCCCUUGUCUCAUAAACCUUGGUAGCUAAUUGUUUAUUCUUUUAGGGAUGGUUUCUGUGUACAAGAGUAUAAAACAGAUGAACUCGGGUUCAUCUAUGUUAUGGCAAAAGGAUAGGUGUCCUUUGGGAUGGCCUCUUGCUUUUUAUACACGCUUGUAUUAUCGUACUGAUCCAGCCACUAAAUAUUCUAUGUCAGGCCUUUAUCCCAUGGUUGUGAAUAAUGAUUUUCUUACUGUUUAUAAACCAAAUGGCGAGGACUGUAUGUUUUUUGUUUCCUGCACCUUAACCAGUGCUUGGCACAGAAUAGGUACUCGAUAAAUGUUGACAGAUGAAUGAUCCCAAUGGGAUAUUAAGCUUCAGCCCAAACUGAAGGGGGUUGCUGAACAGGGGUUGGUAUCUAACCUAAACCUAGCUUUAAGACUAACCUACUUUCUUCACAUCUUUUGUUUUUGGACAGAUUUCACUAGUAGCACUUAUGAAAUAGAGUUUAUCAAUAGUAGAGACGCAAAAUAUAAGUAGGGAUGAACUAGUUCAUUUCCAGGUGAUACCACAGGGGCUCUGGUUCCGCUAGUUUCUGUCUUUCUAAGCCCCAUUCUCUAUCCUUUUAGUCUCACCCAGAACUUGGGGGAGUCCCCUAAACAACCUUUGACAUUGCCUCUGUAGGUUAGAGCCUGAGGUGUGACAUUUUCCUUUUAUUUUUCCACCUGGUCUCUUGAUGCACAUACAAAGAUCAUUGUGUACACACGAUUACUUUCAUUAUGAGAUUCUGGAAAUUACAGAGUACUACUAAUUUCCUAUUAAGUAUUACAUAAAGUCAAGUCUGUUUUUCAGUGCCUCUUGUACUUUUUAGGUUUGCAUCAGACCUCCGCAGGUCUGCUAGCUGGCUGUGCCUGUUUAGAAUUGGCCACUGUCGAGCUGGUUGUCCAGUUCAAGUUGUAGCAGUCCCUCAUUCUGUCUCGGCCACUCAGGCUCCAGCUUUGCCUCCAGCCCAGCCUGUUUUUUGGUGCCCUAGACUGCAUGUCUUGUCCCCUGUGCCCCUGCCCGAGAGCAGGGUGCUGACUGUGGUUUAGGUCAUGCUAGACUGUCACGGGUUCCCGGUUUACAUGCUGCCUUAUGGACCCACACCUGAGCCCCUUUUUGCGCUUAUGGUACAGUUGGGUCAGGGUAAAGAUGGAAUUCUUCAGCUUUUCUCUCUUCUUGUCCAGGAACAGUAGAAAAGGAAUUGCCGUUUCCUCAUAUCAGCCGUCUUUUUUCCUGCAGCUGGGACCAUUAAUCAGUACAUGAACUCUGCUUUGUGAGGAAACCUGAAACUGCGUGGUUAAGUAACAUGUCAAAGUCAUGCAGCUUAUCAGAGGCACAGCUGGAGUUUGAGUUUAGGUAUGUGAAGUUUGCAUUUUGUUCUCUGCCUACAGUCUGCUUCCCACUGUGUCCCACCUCCACUGGCCCAACUAUCCAGAACCCCCACUGCUAACUUUUAGCCCUGCAGGGUGUGUCUAAGUCACCCUGGGAGUUCCACUGCAUCAUAGGUUUUGGCUGGGGGUAGAAUUAGGGAGAAAUACCACCACCUCGUUAUUCUUUCUCAUUAUCAGUCUGAUGAUCCUAUAGGAAAAUAGAUCACAGUUAAUUUUUCUGCUAGGUUAUCUUUACUGAUUCUUCUUGAUCCCUUGUUAUCAAGCCAUGUUUCUUUACUGGUUAAAAUAGGUUAUGGCGUCUCCUCCUUUCAUUGUUCCUUCUAAUUGUUUCCUUCCUACGAGAGUUGAAACUGUCAGCAAGAUUGUGCAAGAAUUUGACAGGCUCACUUUUUAGAGAAUGAGAGUGUUGGCAGGCGUCAACGGCGUUAUACCCCCCCUCUCACUACUGUAUAUGUCCCUGUGCUGUUCCCACAGUCUGUGAUAGGAUGGUGUGUAGCUUUUUAGGUUGUCCCAAGUCAUGCAGACACAAUAAUGAAAUUUCUCUUUUUUUGUCUGUACUCUUCAUCCGUUUGCUUUGGACCUCAGGGUGGUGUUUGUCCAUACAGGUCUACACCUUAACAUUUUGCAGUUUUCCUGCUGCACCUCUCCUUUGAAAAGGUGGUUUAACUUAAUAGUUGUGUUAGUCGCACAGCCUGGAUUUGCUUCACUUACCACCUGAGUGACCUCUGCUGAGUUUCUUAACUUUCCCUGCCUCGGAUUUUUUGUCGUUUUGUUUUCCUGUGGAUAAAACAGGGAUGAUAGUAGUCCUACUUCAUAAGCCUGCUGGGAGGAACACAGUGAAUAAUACAUAUAACUUACUUGGCACAUACUAACUGAACCCAGUGCUCGGUGCCUACUGGCCAUUAUUACUGUUGUUUGUAGUUACUUUAAACAAGGCAUAUCCCUUUCAGUCACCAUGCCCAUCCCCCCAGUCUCACGGGACACUUCUGGGAGCCUGUAAACUUUAGAUUAGUUUAUUGUACUUGACCUUUCUUGUUGUUAAUGUCUGUGGAUUACUGAGAAUGUAGUCCACUUUAGUAGUGUUUUUUGGUUUGCUUUUAAUCUUCCGUGGCUAUUUACAGUUAAUCUGAGCAUCUUUUUAAACUUAAAAGUCACUUGGGCACCUGCUUUAAACCUUGCAAGCAUACAGGCCUGGAUAUAGGGAUAAAUAUAACAGGAUUACUGCAUUGAAGGGACUCACAAUCUAGGAUGAUGGGGGCUGGAUGGGGAGGACAGAGGCAGAAGCCUGUGUACAAAGCGUGCUGUGGUGUGAGGAGUAGUCUAGUGAUGGUAGAAAUAAAGUCCUGUGGACACAGGUGAGAAUAGUUAUUAGAUUGGUUUUCAGCAGAGGAAACAGCAUGAACAAAGGUCCAGAAACAUAAAAGCGUAUGGAUCCGUGAAAGAUAAAACAUGAAAAAGGCGUUGGGGCUGGAUCAUAAGAGCCUUGAAAGCUUACAGAGGACUUUGGCAGUGGGGAGCUGCAUGUUUUGAAAUGGGCAUAUCGGAACUGUGCUUGAGAAAGAAGUGAAGGCCUGGGAAGGGUUAGAAGUGGGGAAAGCUUGCAGGCCGUUAGGAAGCUCCUGCAAGAGCCUCGAAAGGUUAGCAGAGUGUGCAUUACAGGGGACAUGUGGGGAGUUUGGGGUUCAUGUUGGUUCGUUCGCUGUGCAACAGUUAUGUGCCAGACCCCGUGCUGCGCUCCAGGUUAGGGAUACUGAGAGCAUGGAACUCCUGUCCAGGACACCCUGGGGACAGUAGGUGCUGGUGGGAAGAGAAGGGCCACGAAGAGAUCAUUCUGAAGCUGCUCGGGCAAGGUAUGUGGAUAGUGACGUUUUGUUUCUGAGACUAAGAAACAUGAACGUGGGAACAGGUGUGAGAAGAGGGAAGAUCAGGAGUAGUUCUGAACAUAGCCGAGUUGUAGACUUCCUGGCUUCUAUUUGAUGAUUAACGAGUGGAGCUCAGAAGAGAAGUUGAGACGAGGGACUUUUUCUUCUGCUAAACACAUUUUAAGCAUAUUUUGUGAGAUAACAAAUGUUGCCAGGAUUCCAGCUUUCUGCUGUGGAAAACCGUAUCGUGGGAGAGGUUUCCAGUGGCUUACCUAUUUUACAAUAUAGGUGGGAUUUGUGUUAAUCCGGUGUGGUAAGAUGACAGACAUAAAGAAACUGUCUUGAAAGAGGAGUUUAUUCUGGUUGCCAAGAGGAGGGCACAUGCCACACCACUAGAGCCACCGGGGGAGCCCCAGGGCAGGCCUAAAGCUUUUAUUGCGAUUUUUGUGGGACGAAUGAUUUUCACCAGGCUCCGGGCCGAAGAGGGGGGUCUCUAGUUGUCUGGUACCUUUGAGCAGAGAAACAGUGUUCUGGACUGCAGGAGCCUGAUAAAAGGAGGCUGAUGGCAGGUAUGGAAUCAGGAUUGGUUGGUUUGCAUAUGAAAGACAUGCUCUUGGGCAAGUGUUUACUAUUUCCAGGAAUUAGCUAAUGUUGGGAAGGACUUAGUUCCUCCCAGGGUCUGCCAGACUCCAGGAUGUCAAAGCAUCAUAAAAUACAGAAAAUAAGAAACGUGAUGAAUACACUGCCCAAUAUCCAUUAUUAUCCUUUCUACAGAACCCAUUAAUUUACAGAGCCCAUGUUUUAUUGGGGGUGACAGUGUGCACGGCUGAAAUACUGCAUUCCUGUUCUCCUUUGCAGUUAACUGUUGCUAAGGGGGUAGAAGCAGACGCCAUUUGGUGGUGCUUCCAGGAAAGCCCCUUAAAUGAUUAGCUCUGUUGGGAGGCUCAUCCUUUGUGCUUCUCCAGACCCUCACCUGGCUUUUUCUGGUCUGAAAUGUGGACAUGAUGACUGAGAGUCUCCAGUAGCCAUUUUAGACCACAAGACUAUCUGCAGGAUGGAAGAUGGAAGAGGCUGGAGUCCGUGAUGACCAUGGAACCACCAUCGCAGUCCUGGACAGUCUACCUCUGGACUUCUUUGGGAGACACAAAUAAAUCUCUACCUUGUUUAAGCCA
Messenger RNA from Felis catus (domestic cat), 5145 nucleotides. It is a transcript of the gene SSBP1, whose product is annotated as single stranded DNA binding protein 1. Bases 113 to 565 code for a protein of 150 amino acids. The transcript is spliced from 8 exons. Gene Ontology annotation, biological process: mitochondrial DNA replication; positive regulation of helicase activity. Gene Ontology annotation, molecular function: single-stranded DNA binding. Lineage: Eukaryota; Metazoa; Chordata; Mammalia; Carnivora; Felidae. The record is from RefSeq and is a predicted model, not a curated record. Gene Ontology annotation, cellular component: mitochondrial nucleoid.